UAUAUAAUAAUGGUUAGCUAGAUAUUUUGCCCACAUGCCUUAAAAAAAUGAAUAUUUAGAUAACGUGGUUCGUUUUUAGCCAAGUGUUCCUCUUUUGUUGUCACAGUCAAUACACACAAGCACACUUUCCCUCUGUCCCUACUCUCUUUUCUCAACGGUUUCCCUUUCUUUCUCUUUCAAAAUAAUUGAUAACCAAUCACAAAGCCUCCAACUUAGGAAAUAGCUCCUCACACAAAACUCACACACUCACAAACACUCUGCCUGUUACCUUAUUCUUUCCUUCAAAACCAAGUAUGCUUCACUAUAUAUGUAACACACCUUACUCUUCAUUCUCUUAAAAACAACUAUCUCUCCAACACAUACAUAUGUUUACUACUAACAACUCUUCCUAUUCACACUCCAUUUCCUCAGAAGCAUCUUCUUCCUACUAUAACUCAUUACCGGAAUCGGAGAUACGAUUAGCAGCUAGUAACCCGAAGAAGAGAGCAGGGAGGAAGAUAUUCAAGGAAACUCGCCACCCGGUGUAUAGAGGUGUAAGGAAGAGGAACUUAGAUAAAUGGGUUUGUGAAAUGAGGGAACCCAACACGAAGACUAGAAUUUGGCUAGGAACUUUUCCAACAGCCGAGAUGGCAGCCCGAGCCCACGAUGUUGCUGCGAUGGCAUUGAGGGGUCGCUACGCCUGUCUCAAUUUUGCAGAUUCGGUGUGGCGGCUUCCUAUUCCAGCAACUUCCUCAAUAAAAGAUAUUCAAAAGGCAGCUACAAAAGCCGCCGAAGCUUUUAGACCAGACAAUACUAUAAUGAUUACCAACAUUGAGACUGUUGUAGCUGUUGUCGCCACAAAGGAGUUGAAUAUGUUUUGUGUGGAAGAAGAAGAGGAAAUGUUGAAUAUGCCGGAGUUUUGGAGGAAUAUGGCACUAAUGUCCCCUACACAUAGCUUUGAGUAUCAUGAUCAAUAUGAAGAUUUUCAUUUUCAAGACUUUCAAGAUGAUGAGGACUUUAAAAGAAGAUCUAUCACCAUGAGUUGGGUUCUUACUGCAAUUGGAGUUCUUUCGCCACAUUUCACGGUAACAUCAAGGAUCGUGAUUGUUGCCGUGACCGCAAACCCUACUUUUCUAUUUCUGGUUUCUUUGUUUUCUUCUUGGCAAGGAAAGCUACAAAAGAAGAAUAUGAAUGAAACUUGAGAAUUUACUACUGAAGGAUAAGCCAGUGAUUAAUAUCCUAAUUAAUUUCUUCAGUGUUUUAUUUAGAAGGGUAU
Molecule: messenger RNA, 1255 nt
Organism: Medicago truncatula (barrel medic)
Lineage: Eukaryota; Viridiplantae; Streptophyta; Magnoliopsida; Fabales; Fabaceae
Product: dehydration-responsive element-binding protein 1A
Exons: 2
Coding region: 366-1181 (271 amino acids)
Biological process (GO): regulation of DNA-templated transcription
Molecular function (GO): DNA-binding transcription factor activity; DNA binding
Source: RefSeq, a predicted model, not a curated record